AUGGAGGUCGCAGCUUUCUACAUCACACUGUCGAUGACUGUGUUCCUGCAGCUGGGUGUUCUGACAAUUGAUGGAGCUUUUCGUAUCAUUCCAUCUAGACUCCAAGUCUUUGAAUAUGAGUCUGUCUCUUUUCAAUGCAAUGGUACGACUGGAUGGAACGUUUUAAGGAAGAUCAAAACAGAAACUUCGACUUGCGGUCUAAAUUGGGGGGUGUCCACCGAGUCGUUCUGCUCCGAUAAAAAUCUCUAUACUACUGACAGUGGAGAGUACUGGUGUGAGGCUGCAGGGGGGGAGAGAAGCAACAGCGUCAACAUCACCAUCACUGAUGGUUCAGUGAUCCUGGAGAGUCCUGUUCUUCCUGUGAUGGAGGGAGACGCUGUGACUCUGAGCUGCAGAAACAAGAUAACUCCCUUAAACCUCACAGCUGGUUUCUAUAAAGAUGGCCGCUUCAUGGAGAGCAGCUCUACGGGAAAGAUGACCCUCGAAGGUGUUUCCAAGUCAGAUGAAGGACUCUACAAGUGCAGCAUCUCUGGAGCUGGAGAGUCACCAGAGAGCUGGCUGGCUGUUACAGGUGAGACCCUUAAUGGCUAUUAAACAUGUCUCUCUAGCUGGGAGUUGAGGUGGUUCACUGUCACAGUCCACCUGCUCUCUGUCCACUCACCUCACACUGCCGGUCUCAGCCACCCUCUCCAACCUGGACUCACCAGGACUUGCUAGAUUGUUCUUCAACUUCAUGCAGGACCAGCCAACACUCUAACCCAGUC
Molecule: messenger RNA, 764 nt
Organism: Centropristis striata (black sea bass)
Lineage: Eukaryota; Metazoa; Chordata; Actinopteri; Perciformes; Serranidae
Product: high affinity immunoglobulin gamma Fc receptor I-like
Exons: 4
Coding region: 1-594 (197 amino acids)
Biological process (GO): cell surface receptor signaling pathway
Molecular function (GO): transmembrane signaling receptor activity
Source: RefSeq, a predicted model, not a curated record